Messenger RNA from Notothenia coriiceps (black rockcod), 1377 nucleotides. RefSeq names its product unconventional myosin-XV-like. The transcript is spliced from 12 exons. The record is from RefSeq and is a predicted model, not a curated record. Gene Ontology annotation, cellular component: cytoskeleton. NCBI's taxonomy places the organism in Eukaryota, Metazoa, Chordata, Actinopteri, Perciformes, Nototheniidae. The annotation marks the transcript as partial.
AUGGCUCGUGAACACGUCCACCCCCAAGGGCGGGUCGUUGCCCUGAGCCAUGGAGAACCACAGGGCACAGUGGCUGUUGCGCCGGCUGGCAAACAGGUCCACCUCUGCUCUCCCGAACUGGACCCAGACCUGCUUCACCACCUCCGGGUUCCCAUCCAGGAGUCCCUCAUCCUCUACAAUGAUCCUGAGCUCAAUGAGUUAUCAGUCCAGUGCUUCAUGAACCUAAUGCAGUUCAUGGGAGAGAUGCCGUUCAAGAAGGAUAACACGCAGUCAGGCUGUCUGAUCCACAUCCUUCUGUUAGGGAAGGAGAAGGAGAUGCUGAGAGAUGAAAUCUACUGCCAGGUCAUCAAGCAAACCACCCAAAACCCAGCCAAGUCUUUCUGUACGCUGGGCUGGCGGCUGCUCAACCUGAUGACGGGCUUCUUCCCCUGCUCCGACACUCUGCAGCCGUUUGUCACACGCCACCUGCAAGAUAUCUCCCAGGACUACCAGCACCCAUACCAAGAGCUGGCGUGUGUGUGUCAGGAGAACAUGCAGCGCUCUCUCACUUUUGGCGGUCGCCGUAACAUCCCGUCACAUGUGGAGAUGGACGCCAUUCUGGCUGGGAAAACUUCUCGACGUGUUCCCACCCAGCUGCCAGGAGAAGUGGAAUUCCCCAUCAAGAUACGCAGCUUCAGUUUGGCAGGAGAAGCAGUCACAGACUUCUGUAAAGAGAUGGGAGUCUUAAACCUGACGGAAAUCAAAGAGUUCUCCAUCCUCGCCAACCGACGCCAAGAUGGGAUGGUGCGUCCCCUCCAUGCUGAAGAGUAUCUGUUCGACUUCCUGCUGGAUGACGGCUCCAUCUUCCUGUCCCUGAGGAGAAUGAUGUGGAGGAGCCCUCUGACCUUCAGCAGUGACCUCUAUGUGGACUUCCACUACCAGCAGCUCCUGGCUGACUACCUGAGUGGGCACCUCCUACUGGCCCCUGCAGACGGCUCCUCCUCGGUGCAGCAGCUGGCUCAGCUGUCCGCUCUGCAGCACCUGGCCCAGGGUCUGCAGGGUGAGCCCUCACUAGUGGAGAUGAAGGAGUACCUUCCCUCCCUGGAUGGCCUGAGCAUCAAAGCUGCGGAGAUCCAGACCUUCUGUGAGGGCCAUAUCGCUGCCAUGCACUCCCUCAGCCCUCAAAACGCCAAAAUACAAUUUAUUGAGUUUCUGAGCGCCAUGCCUCUGUUUGGCUCUAACACCUUCCUGGCCCAGAAGGUGAGCCAGCAAGGCUGUCCCUCGCCCUGCAUGGUCAGCAUCAGCCAGGACGGGGUGCUGUUCCUUCACCCCAAAACAAAGGUACCUUCAGCACUAAAACCUGACCAGUUAAUACAACUUCAACUGAUGACAUCGACA